ACUUUUGAAUUGUGUUAAAGCAUCGCGCGUGUUUCUAGGCUGUCUGAGACAUUCUUGAUGCUGCAUAAAAACUCUGAGGUGAUCUGAGGGAGCGUCAGUCCCUCAGAGAGCCAGAGACCAGUUCGUCUUUUUUGUCAUCUAAAAAACGCGCCCAGAACUUUGUUCGAAAUGAGAGCUGCAUCUUACUCUCAAAAAAGCCUGCAAGUUAGCAGCUCUGCCGGCAGAAUGAGAGUUCAGAGCCCGUCUCCGUCCCGGUGCCGUGGAUCCUCGUUUGACAGCCGGGGACGCUCCGGGUUUCGUGGAACUGCCAUCGAGUUGGGCACAGAGAUACACCAGCAACAUGCCAAUGAGAAAGAGGAAAUGCAGGAGCUCAAUGUCAAGUUUGCCGGAUACAUCACAAAGGUUCAGGCACUGGAGCAGAGGAAUGCCUCUCUCCAGGCGGAGCUGGCGACACUGCAGGGCCGCUACAAGGGAAGCCCCACUGGCAUUGGAGAAGAAUAUGAACUGAAAUUCAAGGAACUGCGAGAGCUUAUUGAGACCCUGACCAACGAGAAGGGAGCAGCUGAUAUUGAACGGGGCUACCUCGAAGAAGAGGUUGAAAUCUGGAGACUAAAACUGGAGGAGGAACUGGCACUGAAAGAGGAAGCAGAAAUGAUUCUGAGGGAGUUUCGGCAGGAUGUUGACAAUGCCACGUUACAGAAGGCCGAGCUCGAAAAGCGCAUCGAGCAGCUGGUGGCUGAGAUCGAGUUUCUUAAGAAGUUACAUGACGAAGAGGUGGCUGAUCUUAUGAAGCAGAUCGAGGAAGCAAAGAUCACUUCUGAGAUGGAUGGUGAUCGUCCAGAUUUGGCUGCUUACCUGCGCAACAUGCGCGCUGAGAUAGAGUCUGUGGCGGCUCGCAAUGUCCAAGAAGCCGAAAAGUGGUACAAGAGCAAAUUUGACACUCUUAAAGAACAUGCAGGUAAACACGAGGAGAAGAUGAAGACAAUGAAGGAUGAGAUCACAACCUUCCACAAUCAGGUGACUGACCUUCAGAAUCAAAUCGACAGCCUCAGGGCCCGCAACGCCGCUCUUGAGCUGCAGUUGGAGGAAAUGGAAAUCUCCCACAUGGAGAAGGUGGAAGGUUUAGAGAGCGUCAUUUCUCAACUUGAGGCCCAGCUCUGCGAAACCAAACUGGAGAUGACCAAGUAUCUUCAAGAUUACCAGGAACUGCUCCACAUUAAGCUCAAGCUGGAUGCGGAGAUUGCGACUUAUAGGAAGCUGCUGGAAGGAGAAGAACAGAGGCUCGGAAUUGGCAAAGACGCCUAAGAUCCAAAUCAAGAGCACAGGCAAAUCUAGAGGAAAUGGCAAAGAAGACUUUCAGAUCAUCAAUGAACAGAGAAAUCCACUCAAUCAGUCUACAGAAACUCUUUUUCCUUCAUCUUUUAACCAACCUCUUUUUCUUAGAUGUUGUUGAACCCUACAAACAGUUGCAAGAGUUGUUGUUGAGUAACAAAACAAAGAGCAAGGACAGCAAAGAGCUGGACUUAUGCGAUCCUCUCCGCAAGUUCUGAAUCUGACUGUUGUGAAUUUGAUCAAACAUUUUUAGAACAGCCCUACGUUCCAAGUAAUUUGGUUCUAAAUAUGUAUUGUUGCUGCAGUUCAACCCCCACCUUAAUUGUUUAUAACGGAAAUUUACUGGCUCACCACACCCCAAAGCCCAACCCCCGCUGGCAAUGACCCCACUUUUUUUUUCUUGGCACUUCUCUUUAUCCAUAGCGCCUCUUUUUUCUAUACUUUCUGAUCAUUCCAGCUUCUUUUUCCUGCAGUACUCCUGUUAAAUUUACUUUCACUGUUUUGCCAAGUCAGCCUUCCUGUCAUCCUGUUCCUACAUAACUUCUCUGUGCAACGGUUUGUCACCUUUCGUCAUUUUCACUUUCUCUUGUUCAGUCAUGAUCUAUGCAAGCGAAGCUCAGCAUAUAACCUUAGUGUUAUAACAGGUAUUUACAAAAGCAACAAUUCCAAUGUAGUGAUGACCUGUUGACCUCAUACACUAAUGUUGACCAACAGUUGCUUAAUAAAGAUUUACGUGAGUGCAUGCAAAAUGAGCCCUCUGGUUAUUUUUACUGUUGUUUUCCUUAAUCAUACAACCAUUAUUUUUU
Molecule: messenger RNA, 2138 nt
Organism: Oryzias melastigma (Indian medaka)
Lineage: Eukaryota; Metazoa; Chordata; Actinopteri; Beloniformes; Adrianichthyidae
Product: vimentin-like
Exons: 1
Coding region: 169-1305 (378 amino acids)
Biological process (GO): intermediate filament organization
Cellular component (GO): plasma membrane; intermediate filament; cytoplasm
Molecular function (GO): structural constituent of cytoskeleton
Source: RefSeq, a predicted model, not a curated record